Molecule: messenger RNA, 930 nt
Organism: Penicillium maclennaniae
Lineage: Eukaryota; Fungi; Ascomycota; Eurotiomycetes; Eurotiales; Aspergillaceae
Product: flavin-containing monooxygenase
Exons: 3
Source: RefSeq, a predicted model, not a curated record
CUUCAAGCCCAUGAUAUUCUGGGCCUGGAUGUCAAGAUCCUCGAAGCGGGCAAGGGUCUCGGUGGAGUGUGGAAUAACGAUAUCUACCCCGGGGCCCGUGUUGAUUCAGGAGCUCCGAUUUAUGGGUUUUCCUUAGCCAAGGUCUAUCAGACGUGGAAGUGGAGCCCACCCUAUCCAGACCAGAAGGAGCUGCAGGCGUAUUUCCAUCAUGUCGAUCAAGUUCUCUCUGUCAAGAAAGACUGCAUAUUCAGUUCGCGCACCGAGGAUGGAAAGCUUGUUCGGGCUAAGUACUUCAUUCCCGCCAUUGACUUUGCCGAGCAACAAUGGGUCCCGCCUUGGAAGGGCCUUGCUUGCUUUCGGGGCACGGUCCAUCAUUCUUCUCAAUGGCCCCGAGAGGGAGUCAAUGUGAAGGGAAAGCGUGUGGCGGUGAUUGGAACUGGUGCAACGGGGAUCCAGAUCAUCCAGGAAUGGGCGAAAGAGGCCGCCGAGCUGGAUGAAACCCCAGAGGCAUUUGCUCGCGCAUGGGAAACUCAAUCUGGAAUGCGCCUUCCAUUCCCCACGAAGGCAUUUGCGGACUAUGAACCGGAAGAGGCAGAGACAAUUCUCAACCGGAUUUAUGACCAAGGCGGCUUUGGCCUCUGGGCGGGAGCAUUCACUGAUACCCUGAUGAAUCCCGAAGCCAACCGGGCCACCUACGACGCCUGGGCUAGACGAGUUCGCGCGCGGGUCCACGAUCCAGUCAAACGUGACUUGUUGGCGCCUCUGGAACCACCACAUCCCUUCGGCACGAAGCGUCCCUCCUUGGAACAUCAUUAUUAUGAGCUGUUCAAUGAACCUCAUGUUCAUCUCGUUGACACCAAGUCACAUCCGAUCACGGAGAUCACGCCCGAGGGGAUUGUGACCGAUGACGGCAAAAAAAUACGAGAUUGA